Staurois parvus is the source of this 328-nucleotide messenger RNA. NCBI's taxonomy places the organism in Eukaryota, Metazoa, Chordata, Amphibia, Anura, Ranidae. The record is from the annotation of a GenBank genome assembly.
UGGGGCCCCCGGGCAAUAGAGGAUCAUGGGGCCCCUGUGUCCUUGCCCAAACUCAAAAAAGCCUAUGAAAAAGAAGAACAUAAAGUUUGUUGCCCAUUAUCCAUAUCACUAGUAAAAUUUGCACUACAGCACACACACUCAACCAAAUACCCAGGGGCGGACUGACAACUCAUGGGGCCCCGGGCAAUAGGGGAUCAUGGGGCCCCUGUGUCCUUGCCCGAACUGAAAAAAGCCUAUGAAAAAGGUACCAGGGGUAUCUUAUGGGGCCCCCUACUGACCCCGGGCCCUGGGGCAGUGCCCGAGUUCCAAAUGGUCAGUCCGCUCCUGC